UCAUGCCCAUCUCGCUUCUUCCAUAAAUGCCUCUCCCAUUUCUUCUCUUCCUUUUAACUCAAUUCAAAAAUGGAGCUUCAACUUGGCCUAUCUCUUCCCCUUCACCACCACCCCCUCCAUGGCGCUCCCACAAAUUGCAUCAAACAUCCACGCGUCACAAACGAGCUGCCCAACACUUCGCCUUUGCUAUCAUGGAAUGAUAAGCCUAAGGACGAAGACGACCCUGAUCGUCCACAACAGACACGCUCUUGCACCUUUCAAAUAGAUGAAGAGAAGAACCAUGGAGUCGGGUGGCCACCAAUUGGGUCAUGGAGGAAGAAGGUCCUUGACCAGCUACCUCACCCGCCACAGACGGUGGAGAACCGCCGUCCGAUAACAUCAUAGCACGUAACCAAAAUGGUGGACCAAACUUCAGGAUGGGAUAACUUGAAACAUACGUAUCGUUAUAGACAUAAAACAUAUGUACCUCGUUUAAAAUAUUUUAAUUUUUAAAAGUUUCAUUAUUACCCUUAAUACCAUAGUUUAUAUUUAUGGUAAGGGUUGUCUAUUUUCAACUAUACACUAUCUUAAUUUUGA
Messenger RNA from Cucurbita pepo subsp. pepo (vegetable marrow), 576 nucleotides. The record is from RefSeq and is a predicted model, not a curated record. NCBI's taxonomy places the organism in Eukaryota, Viridiplantae, Streptophyta, Magnoliopsida, Cucurbitales, Cucurbitaceae.